Molecule: messenger RNA, 1846 nt
Organism: Caenorhabditis angaria
Lineage: Eukaryota; Metazoa; Nematoda; Chromadorea; Rhabditida; Rhabditidae
Source: the annotation of a GenBank genome assembly
AUGACUAAUCACGUGCACUUUAAAAAUGCAGAGGAUGAGAGUCACAGCGGUGAAAUUGUGGUGGCGCAAGGAUCGCAAGAUUCAACAACAAUCAAUGUUCAACUCGGAAUUUUGAUGGUGGGUUUUAUUUUUUCUCAUGUUUUGGUUGAGAUGAAAUGUUUUACUGUAAAAAGUGGCUGAAAAUGCUAUACUAACAGAAAUAAAUAGAAUAAUCAUCGAAAAAUGUAAAAUAGGGAAUGAGCCCAACUACAGAACAUUCGAGAUUUUUCUGGGAUAAGUUUGAUUUUCGUUAAACUACUAUUUUUUUCUGAAAUUGUUUCAUUAUCCAAGAGUUUCUGAAGAAUCUGGAGCACCUCAAUAUUUACGAAUAAUAACUAGUUCUAAAAAUAAGAUUUCUUUAAAUGUUGAUCUUCGAUGCUCUUGAAAAUGCAUUGACAUAAAAAAGAUAUAUCAAAAAUUCCACGCAACUUUUUUUCUGAUCUUUGAUUGUCAAAAACAAAUUUCCAGACAGAGCAUGAAUAUACGGUCACUUUCAAGGCUCCAAUUUCAUCGGCUUAUGUUUUUGAAGGCGCUGAUAAUGGUGAAUUGACUGUCAAGGAUGUGACUUUGAAAGAAGGAGGUGAGAAUUUUAAGAAAUCUUUAAAUAUUUACUAAAAAAUAUUUUAGAUGAUUCGGAGAGCCAAUUCAAUGCAACAUUGACAACAACCGAUGCUCAUGGACAAUUCAAUCAGAUAAUCAAAUUGAGAAAUGGCGAAAAUGUGUUGACAUUGAACUUUGACUUCUCGUUGAUGAGUGAGUUAAUUUUUUUGAAAAAAAUGGGGUUCAUAUUGAAAUUUUCACUUCCAGAUUUUUGAGAAAAUAUUUUUUCUUUUCCAGUUCAGACAUUAAACAAUGAGAUUUACUAAAUUAGCAGUUUCCUAAUUUUCUCGAACUAAACAACUAUUCGCAUUCAGAAAGCGGUUUUGAAUCGAACCACAGACAUCGGUCCCGAUUUUGAAUGUUUUUGAACUCAACACAGGGUGAAUAUUUUUUGGACACCUUUUUUCAAAAAUCAAUUUUUAGUUUCUUAAAUCGGACAUCACAUCAGAAAAAAAUUAUUGCAUCAAUUAUGCAAAAAAAUUGGUCCCCAUUUUCUCAUAAAAUUAUUGAUGAAUUCUGCGAAAAAUGAUGCAAUUUUGGACAAUUUCGAAAUUCUCAAAAAGAGGAACAUUUUUUCUAGAUUUGGCGUUUUUUCUUUAUUUUGUGAAGUUUGAACAUGUGGAAUCACAAGAAAACAUAUGUAUCUUGCAUAGAUAAAAGAGCAUAAACAAAAAUGAUAAAGCUUAUGUGGUGUUUGACCUCACACAUUUAGAAAAAUGCAAAAAUUUUGAGAGUUCAGAUAAUUUUUCAAUAAGGAACUUCUAGAGCGAGACAUGUUAUAUUUUUCCUUAUUCCAAUACACAAAUCUCAAUCAGAAAUGUUCGUCAAACCCCUCAUUUUUCACCGGAAAAUACGUCUGACUCAAACACCUCCAAUUAUCCCACACAUUCCAAAAAUAAAUGUUCAAAAUUGCGAAGUUCUAGAACAUUAUUUCUCAUAAUUUAUGUAACCAACAUCCCACACAUUUUAAAAUUGUCAACACCAAAAAAUCCAAAUUCUAAUACCAGGUUUAGUAAAAACAAUGUCACGAGGCUUCCAAAAAACAUGUUUUUCCUAUGUAGUAGAAAAUUUGUUUUCCGGAGAAGGAGGGCUCAUGUGAUAUUCGCGACAAAAAAUUCAAUUUUUUAUUCAUUUUCCAGACGAUUCUCUUGGCACUCCAUUCCUUCGAAACGGUCUUCAUGUUGUUCGCCGCAUUUCUAGCGAUUGA